GCCUAAUCGAUCUGUCACGGCCCACCUGAACACGGAGGCCCUUGGAACCAUCAAUCAGAGACGCACACUACAAUAUUUGUUACAUGUGGGAUGAUAUCUGUCCAGCGUUCUUAAGUUUUUUUGUGCUUUUGACUGAUUCAGUCACAUAUUCGGUUAUGGAAGAUUCUCCACUUAGUUGCAAUUGGACUGACCCAUCCGACGCUGUUGCUACAGUUCUGUUAACCGCUUCGAGUCCUUACAUUUCAUCAGUCGACCUCCGCAACUGUCCUAAUGCUAGCAGAUUAGACAUUCUUGGUACACCUGGAACUACGUACACAUUGUCUUCUGCGUUUCUAUCCGACGUUGUUAUCUCUGCUCUCACUCAUCUUCUAAUCCGAGUGGAGCAUCUUCUGAUUGAAAAGAAGUGGGCUAUUCCGAACCACCCGUCACGCAUUCGCCAUUUUGUACUUUCUAACUGUGGUAUCAGUGUCAUUCCAAUGGGAACAUUCUAUGGUCUGAAGGAACUGAUCCAUCUAGAUUUGAGUGAAAAUCAGCUUACUUCUGUCCCUUCUGAUCUUCUGCUCUAUAGCCCUGUGCUUUCUAUUUUGAAUAUGUCAAACAACAGAUUGACUUUUCUACCAAAGUUAGCCUUUCACGGGCGUUUGGAGAAUCCACGUACAAUAGACGUUUCGAACAAUCCAAUUAAAUGUACAUGUCCCAACUUUGCAUUGGCCAAUGAAGAGAAUUUUAUUGGCCUCCCACCUUGUGCGUCUGAGAAGACAAACUGCGAUGCAUCCAUGUCCAUUAAUUUAACUUUAGAACUAAAAAAUCUGAUCAAUGGCACCAUCGCUGGAACAUAUACUGGUCAAACUAUUUCAUUCAGAUGUACUAUCACGUCACAUCUACACUUUUCUUUCUUUUGGGUUUCACCUGUUGGUGUGGUAUAUCUGAAUCAAUCCGUUUCUAACUCCCUAGUCAAUCAUACAUACUCAUACAUUGUACAGCCUCUGCUUGCGCCAACCACAUUCCACAUUUACUUCAGUAAUCCGUCAACGAGUAUACUGGAGGUAAACAAUGUUAGAGGUCAUCUCUCCGGCGAUUGGCAUUGUGGAGGCCGUUCCGGUGUAGAUAUGGUGUUAUCAAAACCAAUAAGACUUCGCGUCUUAUCGAGUAUGCAUCAUGCCAACGUAUACCUUGUCUCCCUUUGUUAUGGCUACGGUGCAAUGCUUGUCAUUCUUCUGACAGGGAUUCUAGGAGGAACCAUUCGUUACUGCUAUGAAACACGCUGUCUUCGAAGACCUCAGCCCCCGUUUGCAUAUGGUGGUAAAACAUUCAUUGGUGUUAUUCCAGUGCCAGAGGUCGAUGUCGAAUACACGGUGCGUCGAGUUAAUACGAAGAAGCCUACCUAUGGUAUUGCAGAGGGUUCUGUCCAGUACAUUUCGUCCGGUCGUGUUUGUGCAAUAUGUCUGAAACCACCGACUUACUGGUUUUGCACAACCUGCAGAGCUGUCCAUUUUGCUGAGGAAGUUCGAUGUUUCAGCGAGGCUACUUGCCGUGCUACGGCCGAUGAAAUUCCUGUUGGAGAUUUGCUUCCAGAUGGUGAGAUAAGAAUUGAUUUUGCAUCUGGAGCCACGAAACUCUCGCUUCUCGAUACGUCUCUGAAAGACUACUUAGGAAAAACACCCGAGUCUCUUUUUCUUAAGGCAUGCUCACCUACUGAGCCACCGUUGGAGCAUGCUGGUGAUGAUGAUCCCAAAGAUGAUGUUAAUGUUGCACGCGCUCCUCGAAAUCUCAUGUAUAUCUUCAUUCGUUCUGGUUCCUGCAUUGUUAGGAUACGAAAUAUCUCACCUCGUUUCGACUCUGUGGACCAAGUCCUAGAUCCGGAUGAUGUACUGCAGCACAUGGAAGCCAUAUGUUGCCACACAAAGCAACGUCCGAACAGCGCUGAUGUAAAACUAGUUGUUUCAAACGAAAAACUAGCGGAAGAGUACCGUGAUGCGUUAGCGGAUCUGGCGCGUGCUGUAGAUAGCCCUGAUCCAGCACAUUUUCGUGAACAUUUAGAAGAAUUCAGAAGCCGACUUCGUCGGGAUGUGGGCCACGGUGUAAAAGUUUUGAGAGGCGAAUUCUCGGACUUACGUGCGAAAUCCGCUAGAGGAGUGGCCAACCUACGUAACCAAAGUACAGCAGCUGCACAGAAAAUGCGCGCUGGUUUCUCCCAUGGAGUGGAACAAGUUAAAGAAGGAAUGCGCAGCAUGGUUGAAUUGUGCGGUGCCUCAGGAACGAUUGGUCAGACAAUUUCUAUUGUCAGCGUGUACGUAGAUGAAACUGACCAAACGAAGAAGGAGCGCUUGGUUUCAGAUUUUGUCUUUUAAAUGUGCGCACUCGACUUGUUUGGGUACCUGUGUGACGGUCGACUAAUUGCCUUUCCGUUAUUCUGUGAUUUUUUGUGUGCAAUUAGCGUUCCGUCAUUGGCAUAUCUUGCCCAUUAUUCAGGGAAGUCUGUAUUACAGGUAGUUUCUGAUAUCCCAUAAAUAGAAUUUUCAUCUUGUCUGUUAUUCU
Molecule: messenger RNA, 2538 nt
Organism: Dicrocoelium dendriticum
Lineage: Eukaryota; Metazoa; Platyhelminthes; Trematoda; Plagiorchiida; Dicrocoeliidae
Source: the annotation of a GenBank genome assembly